AUAAAAACGAGUGAUUUCUUAUUUGUUUUAAGUUCAUUAUUAAACAGUCGAAAUGAAAUACUUGGUUUUUAUUUUUUUGGCCGCGUCUGUGUCGGCCAGUUUUACCGACGACUACUACCAGAUCCUGGCCAAGGAGGCUCCGGACGAAAAUCUAAUUUCCUCUCCUCUCUCCGUCGAAAUUGUUAUGGCCAUGCUGUAUAUGGGAGCCAAGGGGAAUACGGCCAAGGAACUGCAAACUGCUCUGAAGCUGCCUGAGGAUAGGAACGAAGUGGCCAACAAAUACAGGGAGUUCUUCACGAAUCUCGAAGGACGCGAGAAGGACGCAAUUCUUGAACUUGCCAACCGCAUUUAUGUCAAUGAUCAGUUCAAAUUAGUGCCAGAGUACAAUAAGAUUGUGGCUGACUCCUUCAAAGCCGAGGCAGUGCCUAUUAACAUGGACAAAAAUGCAGCAGCGAAUAUUAACACUUGGGUCUCUGGGCACACACGGAACAAAAUAACUGAAAUUGUUUCUCCUGAAAUUUUAGAUGAUGCUAUAACGAUUCUUAUAAACGCCAUUUACUUCAAAGGCCAAUGGAAGUAUAAAUUUGAAAAAGCUAGAACUCAUAAAGAAAUUUUCCAUACUGCUAAAGACAAGAAGGUCGAGGUAGACAUGAUGAAUAUGGAGAGCAACUUCAUGGCCAAUACGUUCCCUGACUUAGAUGCGAAGGUUAUUGAACUUCCUUAUCGAAACUCAAGUCUCUACAUGCAAAUAUUCUUGCCAAACAAAAUUGACGGCCUCAGUAAAUUGGAAAGCCAGAUCGGAGGCUUCAACCGAAAGCUCUAUAAACAACCUGUGAUCCUGAAAAUUCCAAAAUUUAAAAUAGAGUCUACAAAAUCACUCGGAAGUCUUCUUAAACAGUUGGGAAUUAAAACGAUGUUUGGUAUGGGUGCUGACCUGAGUGGCUUGAUUUCAGGCCGAGCACAAGUCAGUGGAGGAAUUCAAAAAGCUUUUGUGGAAGUGAACGAGGAAGGUGCCGAAGCAGCAGCUGUAACAGCUGUUGUUGCUGUGCAUAUAUGUGCAAAUUGUGCAACCCCUUCUCGAAUGUCAUUUAUAGCCGAUCAUCCUUUUGCUUAUGUAAUUCGUGACUCGGAGACAAUUUUCUUCCAAGGACAUUAUGUUCAGCCAUAAAAAUGGUAAUAAUUCAAUAAUUUAUUGAAAUAAAAUGUAACAACUCUAGAGAACUAAAUACUUCUUUAAAUGGGUCUCUUCAUUGUUUUCGGUAUUGGAUUUUAUUUUUGUAAACUGAUUUUUUAAUAAAUUUGUUAGAUAUUG
Messenger RNA from Drosophila ananassae, 1312 nucleotides. RefSeq names its product serine protease inhibitor 42Dd. Lineage: Eukaryota; Metazoa; Arthropoda; Insecta; Diptera; Drosophilidae. The transcript is spliced from 4 exons. The record is from RefSeq and is a predicted model, not a curated record. Bases 53 to 1168 code for a protein of 371 amino acids. Gene Ontology annotation, molecular function: serine-type endopeptidase inhibitor activity.